Molecule: messenger RNA, 2495 nt
Organism: Paramormyrops kingsleyae
Lineage: Eukaryota; Metazoa; Chordata; Actinopteri; Osteoglossiformes; Mormyridae
Gene: pex13
Product: peroxisomal biogenesis factor 13
Biological process (GO): protein import into peroxisome matrix, docking
Cellular component (GO): peroxisome; peroxisomal membrane; peroxisomal importomer complex
Molecular function (GO): protein binding
Source: RefSeq, a predicted model, not a curated record
CUGGCCACAUAAGGCAGUCUCCGCUGCUCCUUUACCCAGGCCACUUCCGGAAGAUCUGUUGGUGUUUUGGGUUUCAAGGAUGGCGUCGCAGCCUCCCCAGAAACCGUGGGAAAGGCGCAUUCCGGGAACCAUCCCAGCUCCCGCUAACUAUCGAUCUACAGAGUUUGGGUCUUCUGGGCUGUCGAGACCAGGCCCUCCGGUGUUGACCCGUGUUGCACCACCAGUUCCCCCACGACCAGUCCAGCAAUCGGGCAUAGGCAGCUUGUCAACAUACCGCCCUGCCUACAGCUCCUACUCAUCCUCGUACAGUCCUUAUGGGUCCUCUCUCUUCGGAGGCUACAGUCCGUAUGGUUAUGGGGGGUACGGGCUUGGGGGUGGGGUGGGCUACAACCGCUUCCACGUGGAGGAUGUCCCCCCAAGUCGCUUCGUUCAGCACGCGGAGGAGAGCAGCCGCGGAGCCUUCCAGUCCAUCGAGAGCAUCGUGCACGCCUUCUCGUCUGUCAGCAUGAUGCUAGACGCCACGUUCUCUGCCGUGUACAACAGCUUCCGUGCCGUUCUGGAUGUGGCCAACCACUUCUCACGCCUCAGGGUGCACUUCACAAAAGUGCUUUCGGCGUUUGCCCUCGUCCGCUCCCUGCGUUACCUCUACCGGAGGCUGCAAAGGAUGAUGGGCCUGAGGCGCAAUUCAGAGGUUGAGGAUCUGUGGACCGACAGUGCUGGGACAGCAGUUGCCGCUGUGGCAGCAGGAGGUGCAGCAGCAGACGAUCCCAUCACUGGCUCUGUCAAGUCAUGGCCCAUCUUCCUCUUUUUCGCUGUCAUCCUCGGCGGGCCCUAUCUUAUCUGGAAGCUUCUGAGGUCUGCUGAAGGAGAGGAGGAGAGAGCCACUAGCUGGGCCAACGGAGAUGACGACCAUGUGGUGGCCAGAGCAGAUUUUGACUUUGCUGCAGCAUCUGAGGAGGAGAUCUCAGUCCAGGCUGGGGAUAUGCUGAACCUGGCACCAAAGGAACAACAGCCACGUAUCCGGGGCUGGCUCCUGGGUAGCCUGGAUGGGCAGACCACAGGACUGGUCCCCGCCAACUACGUGAAGAUCCUUGGAAGGAGGAGAGGGAGGAGGCAGGCUGAGCAGGGCAGGGCGGAGGAGCAGCGGCGGCAGCAGCAAGCCUUCCAGAACCCUCCACCAGUACCAGCCCAAACAGCAGGGUCUAUGAAUACUGCUGUUACCCAUGGGGACCCUGAGGUGGUGUUUGAGUCUGUGUACAGGGAGAUGCCCGUCCUAUCAGACGAAGGGUCAUUUCAGUCAACUUCCACCUCUAACACUUCUGUAGUCACUGUACCUAAGAGGAUCGACCCAUGACACUCAUGUUUUUGGGGAGGGGGAGUGUUUCAAUAAGGCACAUAGAUGUAAACAGAGGCUGACUGCACAUAUGCUCUGAAAUUUUUCAUCCUCUCAGCAUCUUAUGGUUCUGGUCAUCUGCUACCUUGGUGACUGAAUUUAUACUGCAGUUUCAGUGUUCUAACAAAAACCUGGAAUGUACCACUUAGAGCUUGCAAGGGGGUUCUGAUCAAAAGCCCAAAAUGGUAAAAAUGUGCUCAUUCACGGGAAACUGAUAAAAACUGAAGUAGACGGAUCAUUUCACACCUAUCUGUUUGUUUUUGGUUAAUCUCGUUUUCAUCUGGGUGUUUACGUAAAAUUAUUUUUCUUUAAAUUACCUUUCACAAUUUGUCAGCUGAGAAUGGUCACAUUGUGAGUUAGGAAACAAGUAAAAAAAUCAUUUGUGGAAAUGACACGAUUUUGUAAUAGUCGAGGUCAUUGGCAUUAAAUGAACUUAAAAUAUAGAGUUAAUCGUUUGAAUUUAAUUAAGUUCAUUUAAGUCAAAGAAUGUCAGUAGACAGUGUGAACACGUACUUGUUUCUCAAAUUUCAUAGUUGGGUCUGACAUACAAAGCCAUAGCACGAGGAUUUUAAAGAGACUUAUUUUGACCAGUCCUUGCAUUAUGGUUACUAGAAAAGUGGUUAGAGAAGACGGAUGGUUUUUAAGUUAUUAGGUCAAAGGGUGGUACUGCGUGAAGUCUGUCGUGUUAGAAGAAUGUAUCAAUUAUGAUUUUUUUAAUGACGUGUAUAUGGUUCAAUACCAAAAUAUUUAAUGUGGGAGACGCAAGUUUUGUCGGUCUCUAAAACGGUCCAUUAUUUGAAUAAUAUUUUUUCUUCAUUAAAUUAACUAAACUGAUUGGGGUUUGUACAUAUAAUUUUCUUAUCUUUCCCAUGAUCCCAGUUGCUAUUAUAGUUUUGACAUUUAGUUUAUGAAACCACUCUUUUAUUUAAGUUAAAUUGGAUUUCCACAACCUUUAUGUAUUAAUAAUUUGCUGUUUUCUGGAUGUGCGUGAGUAUGUUCUGUAUCCUACAUCACAAUCAACCUUAGAAAUAUCCGUUUUACCAAUUGUAAAUUCAGAAAGACAUUUUUGGGUGAAGGUUAUGGCAAUAAAAUGUUAGAAAAA